AUGACCUUCUUAUGGGGCAAGAACUCGGAGAUCCUCUUCAUGGGCUGGCCCGGCACCAGGGGCAGCAUGUAUGCCCUCGCUCUCGGCGUUGGCCUCGCCUACCUCGUGAUGCUUGCGGUCAUGUCGGUCAUGUCAUUCCUGCUCUUCGAUAGCACGACGUCUCAGAAGACGCCGCUACAGUCGGCUGGCGGUGGCAUACGAGGAAAUCUUAUCUUCGGCCAGCGACCAAUGCCGCUGAGAAAAGAAAAGCUUCGCCCUUCCAAUCCUUAUCUUCUUCACCGCGAUAGUCUUCGUUGA
Musa acuminata subsp. malaccensis (wild Malaysian banana) is the source of this 297-nucleotide messenger RNA. NCBI's taxonomy places the organism in Eukaryota, Viridiplantae, Streptophyta, Magnoliopsida, Zingiberales, Musaceae. The record is from RefSeq and is a predicted model, not a curated record.